CCUCUCCAUUGGCCGGGGCGGAAGGGGGAGGGAUCCAGGGCGGCUCUGGUGCUUUAAACAAACUUUUCAGGAGGACUGCCCGCUUCCCUUCCCACUGCUGUGUUGGAUCCAGACAAAAGGAGUUUCAAAGACUCCCGAACAUUUCCACCUGAAGCUGAGGGCCCGGAUCCAGCCGUCGUCAUGUCGAGCAAGCGCGCCAAGGGAAAGACCACCAAGAAGCGCCCCCAGAGGGCCACGUCCAACGUGUUCGCCAUGUUCGACCAGUCUCAGAUCCAGGAGUUCAAGGAGGCCUUCAACAUGAUCGACCAGAACAGAGACGGCUUCAUCGACAAGGAGGAUCUGCACGACAUGCUGGCCUCUCUGGGUAAGAACCCGUCUGAUGAAUACCUGGAGGGCAUGAUGAGCGAAGCACCGGGGCCCAUCAACUUCACCAUGUUCCUCACCAUGUUCGGGGAGCGGCUCAACGGCACGGACCCCGAGGACGUCAUCCGCAACGCCUUCGCCUGCUUCGACGAGGAGGGAUCUGGCGUGAUCCACGAGGAGCACCUGCGGGAGCUGCUGACCACCAUGGGCGAUCGCUUCACGGACGAGGAGGUGGACGAGCUGUUCCGCGAGGCGCCCAUCGACAAGAAGGGCAACUUCAACUACGCCGAGUUCACCCGCAUCCUCAAACACGGGGCCAAAGACAAGGACGACGAGUAGAGUAGAGGAGUGAGGGAGGGAGGCGGCCUCAGCCCCCUGCACACACACACUGCUCCAUCAGUCAGCUCUUAGCUCCAGAUAAUCUACAGCGCAACACUAAACCAUUCUUUCACCUGAGGUGUCCGUCCUUCAUCUGCAUCGCACAGCUACGCGUCACUGUGACUAAAGGUUGUCUGACCUUUUGUGUGAGGCCUGGUUGGACUCUACACCAGCGUGUGUGUGUGUGUGCAGGGGGUGUUUGGACAGCCUGAUUCAGUGCUACAUACAGUACCAGCCAUGUUUACCUCUACCUGCCUUUCUUAGCUACCACAGCUGCACAAGCACUGCAAAAAGCCUCCUUUGUACAAUUCAUGCCUCCGAAUUAUAGAAACAGAUUAGGAAACAGGUCUUUGUGACAGUUUUUGACAAUCAAAGUAGGAAUUUAUUUUAGGGAUGUUUAAAUCUAAAGGAAUUUUGUCCUCCAUCAGCUGGUUGUGCAUUUGCUGAAGGAUCCAGUCUGCUCCUGUUGUUGAAAGAACUUAUUCUUGAAACGUGUAAGUCUAAUAAAAUAUCUUUUUCAUGCCAUG
This is a messenger RNA of Betta splendens (Siamese fighting fish), 1268 nucleotides long. It is a transcript of the gene myl9b, whose product is annotated as myosin, light chain 9b, regulatory. Gene Ontology annotation, cellular component: stress fiber; cytoplasm; myofibril. The coding region runs from base 181 to 702 and encodes 173 amino acids. Gene Ontology annotation, biological process: platelet aggregation; myofibril assembly. NCBI's taxonomy places the organism in Eukaryota, Metazoa, Chordata, Actinopteri, Anabantiformes, Osphronemidae. The record is from RefSeq and is a predicted model, not a curated record. The transcript has 4 exons. Gene Ontology annotation, molecular function: calcium ion binding.